AUUUUCAUGCCCUUAACUUGCAUCGUCGCCUCACCUUCACACCGCCAGAACGGGGAAUUGUGCCAACCAACAACCCUCCGCAACUUCGCACGCAAGGCGGCGUUUCUUAGGCAUCAAUUUGUUUGUUCGCUGGUCAGCUUCGUGCCUCUCUUUUUUUUCCUUUUCCUAACUUCUUUCUCUCUCGCUCGCUCGCUCCCUGGCUCCCUUCUCUUCUUCUGUCUUCCACCUUCUUUUCCUCUUCCUUUUCUUCCCCUUCUUCCUCUCACUCACUUAUCCUCGUUGCAGCGAUUUGCUUCUACUGACCCACCCGGAUAGUAUAGAUCAGAAUACAACAGUCCCACAGUCCACUAAUCGCCACCCUCAUCAUGGCUGAUAAUUCAGGCAGUGCACCAACCAGCUCUACUCAACAUCACCAUCAUCCUCCACCAGAUCCUCCCAAUACCACUUCACCUAGUAGUACCACCACGACUCCUCCGACCACGACGAGUACGAAUAACAAGCUGGAAUGUGACCCGCCUGCGGAGACCAAUGCGGGUAAAGCAGAGGCCAAGCCGCCUGUCCCCGCCCCCGAACCCGCCGCCAAAAAGGCGACGGUCUGUGCCAAACAUCCCCCCACCGCUGCCACUGAGUCGAAGAAGAAGAAGCCCCAUCGCUCCACCAAGACCUCCUCCAUUGUCACCCCCAGCGAUGACAGCUCUUCCGCUGCCGACUCCGACAGCAGCGACUCAGACUCUACCACCCACGACUCUGCCGCAGAUAAAGAUGCCUCCACUUCCUCCUCUAGCUCCUCCAGCUCCGACGAAUCCGAGGUGGACCGCAAGCAUCGGCGCAAGCGCGGCAAGGCCCGAGCCAAGAAAGCCCUGAAGAGCAGCGGUCGCAGGAAGAAGUCCACCCGCUCUCGCCAACAGUCGGACUCCGACUCGGAUUCCUCCUCCCAGGAUGGCGAGGACACCGACUCCGAUCUCGAUGAGAAGACCUUGAAGAGGCUGGUCGCCAAGCUCAAGAACAAACGUUCCUCCAAGAAAUCUCGCUCCAAGGAGGACUCCUCCGAGGACCAGCAGGAUGACAACGAGGAUGAUGGCUCCGAGGAACUGGCCUUGCUCCUGGCAAAGCAGAAGUUGGCGGCCCUGCGACUGAAGUUGAAUGACGGUCGCCGCAGUAAAGGACGCAGAAAGCGGAGCUCAACCGACGCGGAUGGUUCAAAGGGGUCGUCACAGAAGUCCAAGGGCCGGAAGAAGGCGGCGUCGAAGAUCGCUUUCAAGCGGGUGGAUCAAUUAUGGGACAAUACAAUCCAUAACUACAAAUUGACCGAGACGGUCGAUGAUCCUGGAGCCAACGAGUGGGACCAAUACCUCUUCACAGUACGUCGCAAGUUCGAUUGGGACAACAAGUAUACGGAGACGGUGGUGGACCUCAAGAGCAAGUACAUCCGCGAUGCGCUGGCCAAGGUGAUGGACGGAGUCAAGGGCGUCAGUCUGGUCCAGGAAACGGCGGUCGUCGAUCCCAACAUGCUCUUUCUGUACUUGGAGGAGACCCGGCAAUACAUGCGCGAACUGCGACAGCUGGCCAAGACGGAAAGAAAGAAGAAGGCUCGCAAAGCAGCCCAACUCAAGGCCGCCCACCUCAAGGUGCUCAUCAAGUACCUGGAUACCGACUAUGCGGAUACCAAAAAGACCCUGUACCCACUGCUCGACGCCAACAUGAUCACCUUCGACCUGUUGUGGGCCAUCUUCAAGCCUAACACGAUCGCCUAUUCAUCGACGUACGGCAAUGUGGAUGAGCCUCGUGCCUUCAAGAUCGAGUACGCCACCAAAGAAUCGUCCUUCAUGAAAGGUCAGUGGUACAGCAUCGAAGGGCGUUACCUGGAAUAUGACGGGAAGUCGUUCGGGAUGGGCACGAUGGCGGCGGAGGUCGAAUCCUUCAAGGGCUCUCGGAAAAUCACCAGUCUUGGCUGUUAUCCCCUGAAAUAUCAUCGCGAGGCGGAGGCCAUUAAGCUCAAGCUGAUCGAGCGGGGCAAGAAGUUCGUGGCAUUGCGUGGCAUGAACUACCGCUUCCACAAGGGCAUGGGCUUCUACAAGAAGAAGCGCUCGGUUAUUAAAGUCAACAUCAACGGUAGGGUCAUGAUCGACCCGGCUAUCCAUCGUCGCAUCAACCCCAACUAUCCUAUCAGCACCGUUCGCCCCAAGGAUCCGGAUUACCUGGAUGGGUCGGACGGAGACGGGAGUGACGAUGGCUGCUGCUGUGGCGUGUCGGAUUCGGAUUCGGAUCAGGGUGGUGGACCAUCGCGGGACUCUGACACGCCCAGAACACGCUACAAGGUGGUUCGAGACAAGGAGGGAAAGCCACACGUGGUUGAAGUCGAACUGGACGAGAAUGGUAACGAGGUGCAGAAAGAGGACAUAGACGAAGUGGAUGACCCCUCCGAGCGGGAUUUCACCGAGGAGGAGCUGCUGAUUGCGAGUCCAGUAGUCCUGGGGUUCGCCUUUAGCGAGAAGCUGUGGCUGGAGUUCAGCAUCUCCGGGAUUAGCGAGAUUGAAUGGAACGAGGAGGCGUUCAGCUCUCUGGUGCUGCCCGACAACCAGAAGUCCAUUGUGAAGGCGCUGGUUGAGUCUCACACCUUCCGAGCGGCCCAAAACAUCGAUGAUGUGAUCCAGGGCAAGGGCAAGGGGCUAGUCGCAGUCCUUCACGGCCCUCCAGGGACAGGGAAGACGCUCACAGCAGAAGGUAUCGCCGAACUGCUCAAGCGGCCCCUGUACAUGGUCAGCGCAGGCGAGCUGGGCACCGACUCGCGCACGCUGGAAGCCGAGCUCAACAAGAUCUUGGAUAUCGCCCAUUCGUGGGGUGCGGUCCUCCUGCUCGAUGAGGCCGAUAUCUUCCUGGAGAAGCGGACCAUCCAGGACAUCCACCGGAAUGCCCUGGUCAGCAUCUUCCUCCGUCUCCUGGAGUACUUCCAAGGCAUCCUGUUCCUGACGACCAACCGCGUGGAAACCUUCGACGACGCGUUCCAAUCGCGCAUCCACGUGGCGCUCCGCUACGGUGACCUCACCACCAAGGCCAAGCGCAGUGUCUGGAAGAUGUUCCUGGAGAAAGUCCAGGCCAUGGAAGGGGUGCAGACCGCUCCCUUCACCGAUAAGGACUUUGACCUCCUUGCCCGCCACAACCUGAACGGACGCCAGAUCAAAAACUCCGUCCGCACCGCGCAAGCCCUCGCCGUCAACGAGCAGACGCCCCUCUCCAUGGAGCACAUCAAGCGGGUCCUGGCCGUGGCCGACACAUUCGACCAGGACCUCCGCGGGGGGACGGGAUACCUCGACGCCAUGCGAAGCUAUACCUGAGGCUGCCCUGCACGUCGACCUACCCGUGUCAACAUCUCCACUUCUUGUUUUUGACGAAUGCAAUGAUGACGACUAACAUAAAGAAGAAGAGCAAAUUGGCGUUUGGGAAGAAAUCUCUCCCCUCGAGCACGUGGUGUGCAAAGGUUGUUUUUGUCUUGUUCUCUUGGCAUGGGGCGGAAGCAUCGCAAGAUGGAUGGAUGGGGGCUUGAAGAUCAUUCAUUCAUCUUCCGACGAAGUCAUGACUGAAACACACGCGCAUCGCCUGGUUUUUCUUGGUCCGGAGUCGGGUUGAAGUUCUUUUCUUUUCUUUUUUUUUUUUUUUU
Molecule: messenger RNA, 3658 nt
Organism: Aspergillus japonicus CBS 114.51
Lineage: Eukaryota; Fungi; Ascomycota; Eurotiomycetes; Eurotiales; Aspergillaceae
Product: ATP-binding protein
Exons: 3
Coding region: 366-3335 (989 amino acids)
Molecular function (GO): ATP binding; ATP hydrolysis activity
Source: RefSeq, a predicted model, not a curated record